This is a messenger RNA of Camponotus floridanus (Florida carpenter ant), 1326 nucleotides long. RefSeq names its product target of rapamycin complex subunit lst8 (gene Lst8). The record is from RefSeq and is a predicted model, not a curated record. The coding region runs from base 240 to 1202 and encodes 320 amino acids. Gene Ontology annotation, molecular function: protein binding. Gene Ontology annotation, cellular component: TORC2 complex; TORC1 complex. Gene Ontology annotation, biological process: regulation of actin cytoskeleton organization; TOR signaling. NCBI's taxonomy places the organism in Eukaryota, Metazoa, Arthropoda, Insecta, Hymenoptera, Formicidae. The transcript is spliced from 7 exons.
CACGCACAUGUGUUCGUAUAGUUAGUUUACGUUAGAAAAAAUUUCUCUACCUCUCGUAUCAAUUUAAAUCGAGAGAUUGAACUUGAAAGUUUCCAGAACUUGGCUUUUCUGUAGUGUUGCUGAACAUGGAACUUCCACGAAGAGUGAUAACGCUGUUAUAAGACGUCUGAUUUAUAUUUUGUCAUCUGUGAUUGUGUGAUUUGGUUUUUUACAUUUAGAAAAUCAUAAAUAUAUCGGAAAUGACUGUUGACAGUGCAAUUAGCAAUGAACAGGUGAUUUUUGUCACGGGAGGUUAUGAUCACACCAUUAAAAUAUGGCAGCCGCACACAGGCGUCUGUCAACGAACAUGUCAACAUACGGAUUCUCAAGUCAAUGCUUUGGACAUCACGCCAGACAAGUAUGUUGUAGCUGCUGCUGGAUAUCAACACAUACGAAUGUAUGAUUUAGCUUCAAAUAAUCCCAAUCCAGUUGUCAAUUAUGAAGGAGUUUCAAAAAACAUUACCAGCUUGGGUUUUCAGGAAGAAGGAAAGUGGAUGUACACAGGUGGAGAAGACUGCUCUGCAAGAGUAUGGGAUUUAAGAUCUAGCAGCUUUCAGUGCCAAAGAAUAUUUCAAGUAUCCGCACCUGUAAAUUGUGUAUGUUUGCAUCCUAAUCAAGCAGAAUUAAUGGUUGGCGAUCAAAGUGGAGUUAUACACUUAUGGGAUCUUCGUUCUGAUCACAAUGAACAACUGAUUCCUGAAGCUGAAUCCUCGAUUCAAGAUAUUGCAGUGGAUCAAGAUGGUUCUUAUAUGGCGGCCGUAAAUAACAAAGGACAUUGUUACAUCUGGACGCUUACAGGAGGUAUUGGAGAGGAGCCUACAAGACUCAAUCCUCGUCAUAAACUUCUAGCUCAUAAACGUUACGCUCUUCGUUGUAAAUUCAGUCCAGAUUCAACCUUGUUAGUAACGACAUCGGCCGAUCAGACUGCCCGAGUAUGGAGAACGACGGACUUUUCUGAAGUACAAGUGCUUCAGCAUGAAGCAAAGCGUUGGGUUUGGGAUGCAGCAUUUAGUGCAGAUUCUCAAUAUAUAUUUACUGCUUCUUCAGAUGGAGUCGCGAGACUAUGGAACGCAUCUACAGGAACAAUAGAACGAGAAUAUCAAGGACAUCAAAAAGCUGUUAUUGCUCUUGCUUUUCGUGACGAAAUUGUUUCCGCGAGUUAAAAAUAGAAAGUAAAUACAUAAAUAUUAUCUUUCCUGUUUGCUUUUUGUCAAAAAUAAUUUGAAAUUUCAGAUAUAUUGUGUGUUAUUGUUACAUAUACAAAAGAAGUGUUAGAUAAUGAUAUUU